CACCUCUACUAAUAUAAAUCUCAUUCAAUAACAAUGUUAUCCAAUUUAUCCUCUCCCACAAACAAUCCCUCUCCCUCCUCUCCUUCCACAGUCCACGCCACUUCCCCAUUCCCAUAGCGUUCAUUUAUCCAUCUCACUUCUCUCUCUAACAGGCUAACUUCGACUGUGGCAGUCUCUCUCUCUCUCUCUCUCUCUCUCUCUCUCUAACUCCGAGCUCGUUUCAGAAGACGAAAAUGGUAUGCGUGUAUACGAAGAAUAACAAGUCAUGUACUGAAUGAGGUCAAAAUUAACGAAGCGUAGCUUGUUAGGCUCUUUUACUAAGUGGGUUUUAUUUGUCGGACCGGAGCAGAGUACUAGCUUGAGAAUUCUCAAGAAUUUAGUUGAACCAAUCAUUUCUCAAACCUCAAGGUUGGUCUUUUCUCAAACAGCUUAAGUUUGUGAAGAUUUUAUUGAUUUAUAUUCCAGGGCCAAGUUAUGGGAGAAGUUAUGGCUUUAGGGAAUGGCCUUCCUUGCCUGCAUCAAUUAUAUAGUCCAAUUAGUUGUGUGCGCGGUUACCAGCCUUUUCAUCACUCUUUACAUCUUAAUUCAUCUCUGAAUUUUAGCAAAAAGUGUUCCUCUUGUGAGAUUUACAUGGUUUCUAUGUGGGUAUCCAAGUCCAAGAUUCCAAGGACAGGUUUCAUAACCGGCUGCAUAAAGGUGAAUAACUCAUUUCUUGCUCCGAAUAGGGUUGCUGCUUUUGAAAGUGGAUUCAUUUGUGAAGAAGAGGACAGUGAUGAAUUGAACUCAAGAGAGAAACUGGGUUUUGAAGUUGGACAUAAAUUGCCUCCUUGGGGAAGGUUGGGGAUUUGCGAGGACUCAGUUUCAGAACCUGAUGGUUUAAACGGGCCCAAGGCAGCUUCUGAAGGGAAGAUUAUGUUGAAUGUAAAUAGAGUUCAUUUUUUGGAGGAAGCGGAUGAAGAAACUUUAUCUAAGCGAAUUUUGGAGCUUAGUAGAACUAACAAGAUCAGAAGUGCAUUGGAAUUGCUCAGGUCCAUGGAAUUAUCGUGUCUGCGUCCCAACUUACAUGCCUGCAAUUCAGUUUUGUCUUGUCUCUUGAGGAAUGGGCUACUAGAUGAUGGCCUUAGAGUGUUUGAGUUCAUGAAAACAAAGAAGAUGACCACAGGACAUACUUAUAGCUUAAUACUAAAAGCAGUUGCAGAUGCUCGAGGUUGCGACGCUGCCCUUCAGAUGUUUAGUGAAAUAGAAAGAGAUUGCGAAGUUAAGAAUAGUUUUGAUACAAUUGUUUACAAUACAAUGAUAUCAGUCUGUGCUAGAGUGAACAACUGGCUUGAAACACUGAGAUUAUGGAGAUCCAUGAAAGAAAAUCAUCAUACUGAAACAAGGGUAACUUACUGUCUCUUAGUUAGCAUUUUUGUUCGAUGCAAUCAGAAUGAAUUAGCCCUUGAUGCUUACUGUGAGAUGCUUCGAAGCAAAUUUGAACCAGGUAGUGAUACAAUGCAAGCUAUAAUUGGCGCUUGUGCAAAAGAAGGAAAAUGGGAAUUUGCAAUGAACGUUUUCCAGAGCAUGUUGAAGAGAAAUAUCAAGCCAAAUGCUAUUGCAUGCAAUGCGCUCAUUAACUCACUUGGGAAAGCUGGGGAGGUCAAACUGGCAUUUGGGGUGUAUGAUAUUAUGAAAUCUUUAGGCCAUUUACCAGAUGCAUAUACAUGGAAUGCAUUACUUAGUGCACUCUACAGGGCGAAUCGACAUGAUGAUGCUCUUCAGCUCUUCGAGAACAUCAAGCAAGAGAAAAAUUCGCAGCUGAAUUCGCAUUUGUAUGAUGUCGCUUUGAUGUCUUGCUCUAAGCUUGGUUUAUGGGAGAGAGCGUUGCAGCUUUUGUGGCAAAUGGAAACUAAUGGAAUCUCAGUUUCGACUGCAUCAUAUAAUCUUGUUAUUAGUGCUUGUGAGACGGCAAGGAAACCUGAUGUUGCAGUGCAAGUGUACGAUCACAUGGUUCACCAGAAGUGCAUCCCAGACACACUAACUCAACUGUCAAUAGUUAGAGUUUGCAUUUGGGGUUCUCUCUGGGAUGAAGUGGAGGAUAUCCUGAAACAGGCUGCACCAGAUGCAUCCCUCUACAAUGCAGCCAUCCAAGGAAUGUGCUUAAGAGGCAAGAUCAAUUUAGCGAAAAAGCUUUAUGCAAAAAUGCGCAGCUGCAGCCUUCAACCAGAUGGGAAAACAAGAAAUUUAAUGCUUCAAAAUUUAAGAAAAAAAUCAGUUAAAUACAAAUCUAGACCUCCUUUUCAUCACCGAAAAAGGGCGAAAUUUUCUUUGAUGUCAUUGUAAGUGUAGCCAAACAUCAAAGCAGAGAAAGCUCACCAGAGGAGUAGUUUGAUAAGUAGAUAUUGCCUAGUACAUAAGUUUUGUAUAGAUUACGCCAUAAACUUGCAAAAGUCACGCUUGGCUGAUUAUGAUGAAAGUCUAUUUCCUUGACCAAACAUUGUUGUAUGGUACUCUUGCAAUGUCAAAGAACCCUAUGUUGAAAAAGGACCAGCUAUGUAGAUGUAUCUCUUUUCAACUCAA
Messenger RNA from Humulus lupulus (European hop), 2559 nucleotides. RefSeq names its product pentatricopeptide repeat-containing protein At3g29290. Gene Ontology annotation, molecular function: protein binding. NCBI's taxonomy places the organism in Eukaryota, Viridiplantae, Streptophyta, Magnoliopsida, Rosales, Cannabaceae. Bases 475 to 2322 code for a protein of 615 amino acids. The transcript is spliced from 2 exons. The record is from RefSeq and is a predicted model, not a curated record.